Messenger RNA from Tarenaya hassleriana, 1385 nucleotides. RefSeq names its product probable protein phosphatase 2C 58. The coding region runs from base 428 to 1213 and encodes 261 amino acids. Gene Ontology annotation, molecular function: protein serine/threonine phosphatase activity. The transcript is spliced from 6 exons. Gene Ontology annotation, cellular component: nucleus; cytosol. The record is from RefSeq and is a predicted model, not a curated record. Lineage: Eukaryota; Viridiplantae; Streptophyta; Magnoliopsida; Brassicales; Cleomaceae. Gene Ontology annotation, biological process: protein dephosphorylation.
GAGACCGCGUUGGCAUGGGGCGACUCAGCGGAUGGUUUAACAGGAGUAGUUCACGUGUCAUUACCCCAAAGUCAAAACCUUUUCACUCCCCUUUAUUCUCUCUGGAUUGCUCCUCUCUCGUCGAGAUCAAUCAAUCGCACGAACCCAGGGGCUGAUCGAUCAGGAUGAAUGGCAGAGAAAUUCUUCACAAAAUGAAGCUGUUUCCCUUAUCCCUCUGAAGGAACGAAGAUCCGUUCCUCGUCUGGCUGGAGCCGAAGUUUGCUCCUUUUUGCCGUCAGCGAUUUCAUCGACGGAGUUUUUUAAAUGAGAAAUUCAUCGAUACGAUUAGUUGCAAAACUUGAAAACAAAAUGCUCGUCUUAGUGAACUGUGAUUCUGAGCACUGAUCGUUCAUGGGUGAAGGCGGGGUUUUGCGGAUCAGCCCCCGACAUGGGCAGAGGCAAGAGCAAGGUGUCGAAGAACAUAGUACAUGGGUUUCAUUGUGUAAAAGGGAAAUCCAGCCAUCCAAUGGAGGACUAUGUGGUAGCCGAGUUCAAGAAAGUCCAUGGGCAUGAAUUGGGCUUAUUCGCAAUCUUUGACGGUCACUUGGGACACGACGUCGCCAAGUACUUGCAGACCCAUCUCUUUGACAACAUCCUCAAAGAGAAGGAGUUUUGGACUGACACGGAGAAAGCCAUAAGGAACGCAUACAGAUCCACCGAUGCUGAGAUAUUACAGCAGUCGUUUCAGCUCGGAAAAGGCGGAUCAACGGCUGUGACGGGUAUUCUGAUUGACGGGCAAAAGCUAGUGGUAGCUAACGUUGGGGACUCGAGAGCCGUGAUUUCAAAGAGUGGUGGAGCGAAGCAGCUUUCGAUAGACCAUGAACCAAGCCGGGAGAAAAGGGAUAUAGAGAGCCGAGGUGGCUUUGUAUCAAACAUUCCAGGGGAUGUUCCACGUGUGGAUGGGCAGCUGGCGGUGGCGAGGGCAUUUGGGGACAAGAGCUUGAAGAUACAUCUGAGCUCGGAGCCAGACAUUGAGCACGAAACCAUUGACGAUGAGACGGAGUUCAUCAUUUUCGCAAGCGACGGCAUAUGGAAGGUAAUGUCGAACGAGGAAGCGGUGGAAGCCAUAAGGAGCAUAAAAGAUCCGCAGGCGGCAGCCAAACACUUGAUAGAGACAGCCAUCUCUAAGAAGAGCAAAGACGACAUCUCCUGCAUCGUUGUAAAGUUUCAGUGACCCAAUCUCUCUCUCUCUCUCUCUCUGUCUAAAGAAUAUUUUCCCGAAAGCUUCUGUCCAUAUGUAUAAAUAUAAUGACACGUGUUUACUGAGAGACAUACAAAAGGAGAGACAUAAAUGCCCCCAGGUUGUGGUGAGAUGUGUAUAUGAUGUGAUAACCAGUUUGCUCUUU